This is a messenger RNA of Gossypium raimondii (Peruvian cotton), 1598 nucleotides long. RefSeq lists its product as uncharacterized. The record is from RefSeq and is a predicted model, not a curated record. Gene Ontology annotation, cellular component: cytoplasm. The coding region runs from base 412 to 1416 and encodes 334 amino acids. The transcript is spliced from 3 exons. NCBI's taxonomy places the organism in Eukaryota, Viridiplantae, Streptophyta, Magnoliopsida, Malvales, Malvaceae.
AAUAUUGAAAGACCAAGUAAUUGCGUUUUUGAUAUAUUUCUUCUUUUUACCCUAAUUUGCUCGGGUCAUCAACUCAAUGGUAAAAUUACACCAAAUUAGAACUUUACUAUCUCUUUUAUUCCUGUAAAUUCCCGAAGCAGUAUAACCAACCCUAGCUUCCCUCCCUUUUCUCCACAAACCCACUAAAAAAAACUCUGCGAUUCCGCAAUUGAGACACAGAUAACCUUCCAGAAGUCGCCGCUUUUCAACAGUGUGAAUUUGAUGAAUUUAGUUUAGAAAGUUGUGGAAAUCUGCAAUCUUUCUUUGAUCUUAUCCUUUUUUUGGAUUAAUUUGCAAUAAACUAGAAGAUUGAGGAUUUGGGCUGUUAGUUUUAUUGGAAUUGAUUCGAUAGUGCUUUCAUAAUUCACAGCUAUGAAGGAAGAAGAUGUGAACCGUUGCCAGAUUCAAGAAUGGUACCCAAAAUUUAAAUCAGUGUCGAUUAGGACAUUCAUUCAUGAGCUUCCUGAAUCUUUUGUCCAGUACCUACUCGAUGAUUCAGGACCUUUCCUCCUUCCUGCUUCAAUCUCAAACGAAGAUGCCUUUCCGAAUAGAAUUCAUAAUCCAGAAGAGGAGGAAGAUUAUCAAGUAUCAGAAGGAUCCGGAGAUGAAGCAGAAGCUUUAUCGGCCCCUUGUUUCCCAGAACUUGAGUUGAAGAUUAAGGAGUCAAUUGAAACCCUUGGGGGUGCAAUCUUUCCUAAGUUGAAUUGGAGUGCACCCAAGGACUCUGCAUGGAUAAGCACCUCUGGGACACUCCGAUGCACUACAUUCAGUGAGAUUGCUCUCUUGCUUCGUUCAUCUGACUCUUUGAUCCAUGAUCUAUGUCAUGCAUAUGAUUCAUGCAGUGACAAAACCAUGUCAAGACCCCCUAAAUUCUUCCUUGCCCUUCGGAAAUGGUACCCACGUUUCCAACCCGAAAUGGAAUUCCGUUGUUUUGUAAAAGGGCAGAAGCUUGUCGGAAUUUCACAACGGGAGGUGACUACAUUUUAUCCAGUUCUUUGCGAGAAGAAAAACAAGGUUGAAGUGUUGAUUGAAGAAUUCUUCAAUGACAAUGUGAGGGUGAAAUUUGAAUCAGAUGAUUACACAUUUGAUGUUUAUGUUACAGAGGAUGAACGUGUAAAGGUGUUGGAUUUCAAUCCUUGGGGUGCUUUUACAUUGCCUUUGCUGUUCACCUGGGAGGAAUUGGAGCAGAAAGCCAGGGAAGGAGAUGAUUUGGAGUUGAGAAUUGUAGAGAGCCGAUGCGGUGUUCGGCCAGGUUUAAAGACAGCAGUACCAUAUGAUUACUUGGAUGUUAGUGCAGGGAGUGGCUGGGACCAAUUCCUGAGAAAUGCUAGUGAAGAGUUGCAACAGCAGACCAAGUCACCUGAAGCUGGAGCUUAAGAACUUUAGGUCCAAAUUUGAUGCUGUAAUUGUUACUCCUCCCAAUUCAUGUUACCGAGUCAAAUGCAUUGCUAUCAUAGGCAGAAUUCGCCAUUUUAAGCUUGUUAUUGAUUUUGAGUUGUUGGGAAUAUUCAUUCUAAAACCUUUUAGCAAAGGGACAAUGAUAGUCUUGUUUUGGAUAA